CUCCUCUCCUCCCUCUCUUCAACAGUUCGACACUUCGACGGUUCAACCCAGAGAGAGGAGAGAGAGAGGGACCCCACCACCACGUGACGCGAUUCGCGAGCUCCGAAACCCUAGGUCGCGCGAGCAGGGCAGCGCUCUACGGCGAAUCGGCGAGGCGGCGUGCAGUAGGACGCCGCGAGGCGAACGAGGCCGAUUGGCCGACAAGGGGCACUAAGGAGUGAAGCGCUUCACUCUUGAGAUUUGCGGCCUCGAGGGAAAGGUGGGGCAAGAGAUGGGUUGGGGAAUAUCCAGGUUGAUUGGACUGAAGGCUGCUGUCCUGCUUUCUGUGGCAUAUUUUUUCCAAGGACUAGGAGCGACCCUUAUCUCAUUUCCCCUCAUAUAUGUGUCCAUGAUUGCAAUGCUAGUCUCGAUAGCUUCCCACCCAGCAAUUGAUCUUCCUUUACUCCUUGGCAAGGCAUCUGAUGGAAGCUUUCCUUUGUGGUCAUGGAUCAUUUUUUCUCCAUUUCUUCUUUUCAUCCACCUGUUUGUGCUGCUACGAAGAUUUGUGAAAAAUGAGCCCCUGUACACUGAGAUUGCAGAUGGAGUGUUUGUUGGAGGAUGGCCUUCUUCAGUUGAACGCCUGCCACCAGGUGACCCUGCAGUCAUAGAUUGCACGUGCGAGCUUCCAAAAAGCUCGACUCUAUCUAAUAAUGCAUAUCUGUGUAUUGCUACCUGGGAUACAAGGGCUCCUCAGCCAUCACAGAUUGAGUCUGCGGUGCGAUGGGCUAUAAGAAAGCGUUCACAGAACAAACCUGUUUAUGUCCACUGUGCCUAUGGUCAUGGCAGAAGUGUCUGUGUGAUGUGUGCCCUUCUUGUUGCACUUGGAUUGGCUGAAGAUUGGAAAGCUGCUGAACAAAUGAUUCGUAAGAAGCGUCCUUCUAUUAGCAUGAACACUCUUCACCGCAAAAGCUUGGAGGAAUGGUCGAAACAUUUGCUCCCCUCCUCAAAAAGAAGUGCGGAAUCAGAUGUGAGUUCUGUUAUCCAUUCGGAUUAUAAACAAAAAUGAAACCCACAGAAGGAACAGGCCUGUUCAGUAACUGUGAUAUGUGACAUGGGCUGUACCAUUCAGUAGACUUCUUUUCUGCUUCCUUGUAGAUGUCCAUGGUUCAUUCUCUAAAUUAUACUUUUGUGGUAAGUAUGUUGUAUGAACUAUAUGUAUUAAGUUUUACAACUGUAGUUGCACUGCUGGUUCCGUAACGAAUAUUUAGUGAGCCUGCUCAUUGAAUGCUUGCCAGACAAGUGAUGUUGCCGAACCUUUUCUUCUCGCCAAAAAAAAAGUAUUCUCUGCUA
This is a messenger RNA of Setaria italica (foxtail millet), 1329 nucleotides long. RefSeq lists its product as uncharacterized. The coding region runs from base 272 to 1045 and encodes 257 amino acids. Lineage: Eukaryota; Viridiplantae; Streptophyta; Magnoliopsida; Poales; Poaceae. The transcript has 3 exons. Gene Ontology annotation, biological process: protein dephosphorylation. Gene Ontology annotation, molecular function: protein tyrosine/serine/threonine phosphatase activity. The record is from RefSeq and is a predicted model, not a curated record.